AAGAGUUGGUUUGAGAAUUCGAGAGAGUGCUCCACUUCCACAGUCGGUCAAAACCCGCUCUCCUUCCCCCCCGCACGCGCAACCCCCUACCUCCCUCCUCUAUCUCUCUGUGAGGAACUUUCCCUCUUUGUCUUGACCAUGGGAACGUACGUGACGCCCUUUUUGCUUGCAUUUCUUGGAAUGCAGCUUCCUCUACUAAUAAUGGCAGAUUGCCCCUUAGAUUUGAGUGGAUCUAAUUUCACUGUGGUGGCCUCAGUCUGCUCAAAUGAAGAUGACAGGGGAAAGUGUUGUCGCUACAUCAAUGCUUUUGUCUCGGUUUCUAUUGCACGCUAUGCAAAUGCCACGGGCAACCUAGGGGUUACUACAAAUUUAUCUGAAAUCUGCAAGCGCUCCAUAUCUGAAACCUUGGGACUGUAUGGUGUUCCACGAAAUGCAACAGCAUUUUGUGGGUUUGGAACAAAAAUCCCAGUUAAUUAUGAGUGCAAGGGUCGGAAAACUGUCACCCAGAUGCUGCAGUCUCCAAAAUUUGUGGAUGUUAAUGAAAAUUGCAAAAUGCCACUUUCGGAUGAAACUAAUUGCAGGAAAUGUUUAAAUGCUGGCAUCAUGUAUCUUCAUCAUCUGGUAGGAGCAGAAGAUAAUAUGACGCUGAGUACAUGCCGCGAUGCAAUUUUUGCUGCAAUUGGAAGCCAAGUUGAUGGCAUUUCAGUGGUUGAAAUUGCAAGCUGUUUCUUUGGAGUUCAAGGUCUUGGCAUGCUUCGAGAGCCAUCCCCGUCUCCACUCACGCCUGACACUUCUCCUAGUCCAUUGGUUGCUGUAAGCCCAAGCCAACUAAUGUUGGGCAUACCCAUAACCAAAAAGCACCGCCCCUAUCACCUGACAUUAAUUCCAGGUGUUGGACUUGCAAUUACAGCAGUUGCUGUUAUGAUUAUGGUUGUCUUGGUAUUUCUUAUUCGUAGCAAGAAUAGAGAGCUGGAGGAUUCUGAAAGUAUAGAUAAGACAUUUUCAAAGUCUUUUCCUCCUCCUUGGCCUAUGUGGAAAUUUCCAGAAGGUGUAGGUCCUUUGUCCAUGUUCCGGAAAUUCAGCUAUAAGGAGAUAAAGAAGGCAACAGACAGUUUCAACACCAUCAUUGGGCAAGGAGGAUUUGGAACAGUGUACAAGGCUCAAUUUAGUGAUGGCUUAGAGGCAGCAGUAAAACGCAUGGACAAAGUUUCAGAGCAGGGGGAGGAUGACUUCUGCAGAGAGAUUGAGCUUCUUGCUAGACUGCAUCAUCGUCAUCUUGUUUCUCUUAGGGGCUUUUGCAUAGCAAAACAUGAGAGGUUUCUCAUGUACGAGUAUAUGGCAAAUGGAAGCUUAAAGGAUCAUCUUCAUGCCCCUGGAAGAACCCCUCUCAACUGGCGGACUAGAGUGCAGAUUGCAAUAGACGUUGCUAAUGCUCUGGAGUACCUCCAUUUUUACUGUGAUCCUCCUCUAUGCCACAGAGAUAUUAAGUCCAGCAACAUUUUACUGGAUGAGAACUUUGUAGCUAAGGUUGCAGAUUUUGGCCUUGCACAUGCUUCAAAAGAUGGUUCUAUUUGCUUUGAACCAGUAAAUACUGAUAUCCGAGGAACUCCAGGUUAUAUGGAUCCUGAAUAUGUUGUCACUCAAGAACUCACUGAGAAAAGCGAUGUUUACAGCUACGGUGUGUUACUCUUGGAGAUAGUGACUGCUAGACGAGCAAUACAGGACAACAAGAAUCUAGUGGAAUGGUCCCAAAAAUACGUGACGUCAGAAUCAAGUUUACCUGAGCUUGUGGAUCCUAGUAUCAGGGAUUCUUUUGACCUGGACCAACUUCAAACAGUAGUCUUUAUUGUGAGAUGGUGUACCCAGAAAGAAGGUCACACUAGGCCGUCAAUUAAACAGGUUCUUAGGCUUCUGUACGAGAGCUCUGAACCAAUGCAAAAUGGGCUUUUAGAAGCACUCGAAGAUGAAGAGUAUGAAGGAAUGGAAAGGAGAGGAAGGACAAGCAAGGGCAAAAUACAGAGGCACGAGGCAAUUUUUCACAGUGGAGAUGGAAGAUAUCUUGCGUCUUCCUCAAGUACCUCUAGGUCAUAUUGCAGUAGGAGCUUUUUACUUGAAACUGGCUCUCCUCAGUCGCCGCACAAUAUACUUUCUGUUUGAUGCCUAUAAUCUGGGUAGAGGCAGUCCCACAUGCAUUGGAUAAGUGGUGCUUGAAUUAGGUUGAGCGAAUGCUAAGUUUCCAUCCACACGAAGUAAAAGUUUUCAUCUUUUGGAGACAUGUCAGAGACAUCAAGAUUAUAACUGGAUUUAGUUAAAGGUAAAAUGGAAAUUGUAAGAUUGGUUACAUUAUAUGGUUUUGUUUUAUGUUUACGAAAAUCUGGAAGAAACAAAUAUAAUGCUUCUCUCUUAUUUCUGUACCAUAGGGCCUGAAAUUGUAACAAACAUCAGUCAUUAGGCCAAUUUUUGACUAAAGAUGCCUGAAGAUUGAGGUGUUGUCUUAAAUUGAUGCUGUUAUCAUCGAGUUUUCAAUAUGGAUAUGCUUGCAACUUGCAGUUUAAAGGACAAGUUUGCAACUUGGAUGUUCCUUGAAAAUGACUUCAGUAUGCAGCAGCGGAGAAAACACAGAUUUGGUUUUCCUUGUAAAAAAUACGUACUUGCUCAUCUGACUUACUUUUGCAUGGCUUUGUAUGUUGACCAAUAAGGAGCAAUGUAUAGUUAAUUUCCGUUCAA
Juglans microcarpa x Juglans regia is the source of this 2727-nucleotide messenger RNA. RefSeq names its product probable receptor-like protein kinase At1g49730. Gene Ontology annotation, molecular function: ATP binding; protein kinase activity. The transcript is spliced from 9 exons. Gene Ontology annotation, biological process: protein phosphorylation. The record is from RefSeq and is a predicted model, not a curated record. NCBI's taxonomy places the organism in Eukaryota, Viridiplantae, Streptophyta, Magnoliopsida, Fagales, Juglandaceae. The coding region runs from base 139 to 2157 and encodes 672 amino acids.